This is a messenger RNA of Phyllopteryx taeniolatus (common seadragon), 4722 nucleotides long. It is a transcript of the gene esr2a, whose product is annotated as estrogen receptor 2a. Bases 577 to 2223 code for a protein of 548 amino acids. The record is from RefSeq and is a predicted model, not a curated record. Lineage: Eukaryota; Metazoa; Chordata; Actinopteri; Syngnathiformes; Syngnathidae. Gene Ontology annotation, molecular function: nuclear estrogen receptor activity; sequence-specific DNA binding; nuclear receptor activity. Gene Ontology annotation, cellular component: nucleus. The transcript has 9 exons. Gene Ontology annotation, biological process: regulation of DNA-templated transcription; estrogen receptor signaling pathway; cellular response to estradiol stimulus.
GGUUCCAGUUGGUCCCCCUGGUCCGGAGCCGGAUUCGGCAGUUGCGCGUUUUGAACGCAACAUUUGGGCGAACUCCGUCCAGUGGUGACUUCAUCCCACACUUGAGUGUGUCGAGACAUCGCGGAGUGAUUUGUCGUGGCCGCGCAGAGCUGUGACAACUUUGUGCGGCCACAUCUGGCAGCGGAGGGAUCUCCUGUCUGCCUCAGUUGACCCCUAAUGCUCAUGGCUGGCCGAAGGACUGAACAUUGUCCUGUCCUUGGUUUAGACCGGCUCAAUCUUCUCUUAAUUUUGGGAUAUUUUGGAAUAUCAACCCAAGCUUCUCUACCUCUCCAUUGAUGGAGAUACAGAAUGCAUCCUAACACUGGAAAUUCACAGUGAGUGUAGUUAAGCCAAACCAAGUCACAGGACAAUCCGAGCUCAGUUGUAAUAUACUGGAAGCUGUCAGUAGAUUCAUUGGUAACCAAUUAAGGGUAUUUGCACUUGUGGAGUGAAGAAUCGGUAUUAUAUCUCAGACGGUGUUAUCCUACAUGGAUAAUGUAGGAAUUCCAGCCAUAGAGAGACAUCCUUGUAGCUGUGAUGGCCACAGACCAGGGUCAGCCCCUCCUUCAGCUCCAGGAGGUAGACUCCAGUCGAGUGGGCUGUCGUGUCCUCUCCCCCACCCUCAACGCUUCCUCCCCGGGUCUGUCCAUCGAUACCAGCCAGCCCAUCUGUAUCCCCUCCCCUUACACCGACCUCAGCCAUGACUUUACCACCAUCCCUUUCUACAGUCCAACCAUUUUCUACGCCGGGCCAGGACUUUCAGACUGCUCGCCUGUGCACCAGUCCCUUAGACCUUCCUUAUUCUGGCCCAACCACGGCCACAUGGGCCCGCCCGGACCACUGCACCCAUCCCAGGUACGCCCACAGCAGAGCCAGCCAGUCCAGAGUCCAUGGGUGGAGCUGUCACCUGGGGACAGUGAGUUGACUGCCGGCAAGCAUAGGCGUUCCCAGGAAAGCGAGGAAGUUGUGGUGUCAUCGGGUGGGAAAGCAGACCUCCACUUCUGUGCUGUUUGCCAGGACUACGCCUCUGGCUACCAUUAUGGUGUCUGGUCUUGUGAAGGGUGUAAGGCUUUCUUCAAGAGGAGCAUUCAAGGCCACAAUGACUACAUCUGCCCAGCAACCAAUCAGUGCACCAUAGACAAGAACCGCCGUAAGAGUUGUCAGGCGUGCCGCCUUCGCAAGUGCUAUGAAGCUGGCAUGACCAAAUGUGGCAUGCGUAAGGAGCGUGGAAGCUACAGGAACCAGCAGAGGAGGCGAGUGAGCGGUUUGUCCUCACAUAGCAAGGCUCACGGAGCGAAGGCGUUAACUGAACCGGUGGCGUUUGCCGAGCUCCACCCGCCUGUGCUGACCCCGGAGCAGCUGAUAAAGCGAAUAAUGGAGGCGGAGCCGCCUGAGAUCUACCUGAUGAAGGAUAUGAGGAGACCCUUCACCGAAGCGAACGUCAUGAUGUCUCUGACCAACCUCGCUGAUAAAGAGCUAGUUCACAUGAUCAGCUGGGCUAAAAAGAUCCCAGGUUUUGUGGAGCUCAGUCUUCUGGACCAGGUGCACCUGUUGGAGUGCUGCUGGCUGGAGGUGCUAAUGAUAGGACUGAUGUGGAGGUCGGUCAACCACCCAGGGAAACUCAUCUUCUCACCUGACCUCAGUCUGAGCAGAGAAGAGGGCAGCUGCGUCCAGGGCUUUGUGGAGAUCUUUGACAUGCUCAUAGCCGCCACAUCCCGGGUGAGAGAACUCAAGCUGCAGAGGGAGGAGUAUGUCUGCCUCAAGGCCAUGAUCCUCCUUAACUCCAACAUGUGCCUCGCCUCACCUGAGGGCAGCGAUGAUCUGCAGAGUCGCUCCAAGCUGCUGAGUCUUCUCGACACAGUGACCGACGCCCUCGUGUGGGCCAUCGCCAAAACCGGCCUCACGUUCCGCCAGCAGUACACCCGCCUGGCACACCUACUCAUGCUGCUCUCACAUAUCCGCCAUGUCAGCAACAAGGGCAUGGACCAUCUCCACUGCAUGAAAAUGAAGAACAUGGUGCCUUUGUAUGACCUGCUGCUGGAGAUGUUGGAUGCCCACAUCAUGCACAGCACCCGGCUGCCCUCUAAGGGUCUGCAACAGGAGGCCUCGGAGCAGAAGGAGGUUCCUGCCAAGCAGGAGGGUUCCAGUAGCACCUCCUCUAACAGCUGCACUACCGACAACUGAGGUGAUGCCCAGUAGCCAUCCAGUCACCUCUUGGCUUUCGAACGCAUUCACUUGUAAGGAUUUGUAUCACUUUGCCUAAAAAAAAAAAAAAGACUGUGAUGAGGUGUUUUUUAAUUCAGUCUUUUGAAUGUAGACGCUCAUGAUUUUCUUUGCACAAAUGUUUCACAUCAUCCUAAACAUAACUCAUGCAGUACUGUAUUUCUUGCCUUACCACAUCAAGGCCCAUAAGUACCACUCGUUCUUACUUGAUGGCCACUAGUUCUAUUUUGAAAAGAUAAUCUAAUUUCAGUAAUGACACGCAGACACACCAUGCUAGACAAACAUUGUGACAAAAACAACAUACUGUUUACUUAAACCAACAUUUGUGUCCCAAAUUGAUCCAUGCUGGUGCCAUCUUGGAGAUUCUUUUAUUCUGAGCAUGUCGUUAGCCUGGUUAUUGAGCUUUCCUGUUGCUGUGCUCUCUUGUGUUCACUGUUGAAGAACACACUAAAAGAACCCCUUUAUAUUGAAAACGUCAACUGGAGAUAGUGCCUUAAUCUUGUUAUUUAGAUAAAUGGAAUAAAAGGACAAUGAAUAAACCUAGCAUUAGCCUUAACUAAUACUUUAGACAAGUUUAGGAAGUAGACGAAAAAGUGCCUUAAACCUGUAGGAUUGGCCAGCAGAGGGCGACCUCAUUAAUUGAAGUAGGAAUUUAUGGGUACAAAUUACUACUCAUUCGAUUAUGUUAGUAGACAUUUUCCUGGUUAAAACACCGAUCUUAUUAAUCGUGGAAUGAUUUUGAAUAAACCAAAAAAUAUAACAAAGUGAGCCAUACUGUAUUUUUACAGUCAGUCGCAAAGAUGCCAAGCAGGAGUCCACCAUUCAGUGUCUCCAAUCACAUGCCCAGUUGUUUAUGGGAGCAGAAAGCUCAGCCCUUCGACCACUACUUUCCAGCUUUUAUUAGAUGACCAAAGGAAAACAAAACCACAAGGAAGUAUUUCAAAGUAUUUUCCAUCAAAACCUUUACCUUGACAAUACUUUCCCCAAUUUCUUGGUGUUCAAUGAAAAAGCACAUGGUGCAAAAAUAAAUUCUAUAACCUGUUUUGGAUUUAAAAAAAAGGGGGGGGGGGGGGGACACAAUUUGGACGUGCAUGCUUUUCACUGAGCAGGGAGAAAUUGUGUGUCAACAUUAUUUCAGUGAGAUCACCACAGCAGUAUUUCCAAACUUUUAUUGAGCCAAGGCACAGUUUACAUUUGAAAAAUCCCAUGGCACACCACGAAACAAAAAUGGCACAAAAAGUAUGAAAUAAUGACAGACAAAUUUAAAGGUGAUAUACUCGCAUGAAGCAAUGACAUAUUCUGUUGUAUGAAUGGAAACAGGUUUAUUGUACCUUCUGCCAUCUAAUGGAAGAACAUUCAAUUGUUCUGCCUGUCACUAUAUGUAGCUGGCAUAGAUAGAUAGAUAGAUUAAAAAAAAGUCUAAUUAAUAAAUCCAUCCAUCCAUUUUAUGAGCCGCUUCUCCUCACUAGGGUCGCGGGCGUGCUGGAGCCUAUCCCAGCUAUCAUCGGGCAGGAGGCGGGGUACACCCUGAACUGGUUGCCAGCCAAUCGUAGGGCACAUACAAACAAACAACCAUUCGCACUCACAUUCACACCUACGGGCAAUUUAGAGUCUCCAAUUCAUGCAUGUUUUUGGGAUGUGGGAGGAAACCGGAGUGCCCGGAGAAAACCCACGCAGGCACAGGGAGAACAUGCAAACUCCACACAGGCGUGGCCGGGGAUUGAACCCGGGUCCUCAGAACUGUGAGGCUGACGCUCUAACCAGUUAUCCACCAUGCCGCAAUUAAUCAAUAAAUCAUCAUUUUCAAACAUUCAUGCGGCACCCCUGCACUCAAGCGCAAUUUAUAUCUCCUACUGGCACCUAACAUCUUUCGCUGCAAAAUCUUGUUCAAUUGUGGCUUUUUGUCAGGUUUGUAACCAUUAUUGUACUUCGGACAAAGUUGCACUUACCUGUUGGAAUUUUAAAUUGAGGGGGAAAAAAAAAAACUAUUUUUGUAUUUUCUUGUGGCUAGCGCUGUUGUACGCAUUGUUAAAAAUAUUGAAAUGUUCACAGAAUUUUUUUGUGUGAAAAAAAAAACAAAAAAACAAAAAAAAAACAAGCUUGCAAAUAUGUACCAGUUCGGCCUGUUUGCUUUGUGCUAUUUUAACAUGAAAUAUCACUGCUACAUAUCUGGUGUUCACUUACUUGACCGCCAUGUGUAAACAUAACAUUUGAAGUGAAAAGACUGCUGGGCAACGUGUUAAUCGUGAAUCAUCUCGUAAACACUCUUUUUGUACAGUACACCUGGAAGUACCAAGGAGAGUUGUUCUUUUCACUAUGAUUGGCUUAUUUGUCAUAAAAUAAGCUAAAUGUUACACAGAUACUAGUCAUGCUUAAUCAUGUUUAUAAAUGUAAACGUAUGUUUUAAAAUGCACAUAGUACACUUAGACAAUAAAUGAUUGUGUCAUUGGCAAAACAUGA